AUGGCUAGUGAGGAGAGUUUUGUGGUUUUGGUGCACCACAGAGGAUCUGUUAAUAGAAAAACUCGUUCCGGAGUAAAGUUCACAGAUAAGAAUCCUCUAUGUAUUGUCAUAACAUCUACGACGAGUUACGAUGACCUUGUUAGCGCUGUACUAAUGAAGCUCGGUCUGGAGGGUGCAAAGCGGGUAAAGAAGUUUUUCUAUCGCAUUCCAGUCACGGUGCUACAGAAUACGGUGAAGUAUGAUUGCUUCACGAUUAAUAAUGAUGCGGACUUGCAAGUAAUGUUUCUCUGUCGGCGGCAGUUUCCGGAGGUGAGGACACCGGAGUUGUUGGCCCGGCUGGUUGAUGUUGUAUCCAGCUCCGGCGGUUCGAACAGGAAUACGAACACUAUAGCGAAUGCAGCAGUGGUCCAACAUGUCGCCUCCCCAUCUUUCGCUGUUGACCUCAAUGCCACCGAAGGCGACGAGGUAGUGGAAAGGGAAAAUUUGCCGAACGCUUUAGUGGGAGUUGCACCUGUUGGCGUAGGAGACGGUUUUUUGGACGAUGAAGACGAGGAUGACGUCGAGCCGGAUAUGAUUGACGAUGAUAGCGCUGAUGAUAUUGGAGCGACUGGGCCUGCAUUGGAGGUAGGUGGUUCUAGCUCUGGCACACAGCAGUAUCCACCACAUUUUUCCUCGUUGGACUUGGACGCCAUGAGACAUGAGGGGAUUUUAGGGCACGCUGUUGGAUUCGGAGCUAGAGAUGCGGAAGGGACUACUGGUCUGACAGAGUUCCAGGUUGGUCAGCAAUUCCAGGAUAAAGAUGAGGCCCUUUUAAGUGUGAAGACUUACAGCAUCCGGCGAGGGGUACAGUACAAGGUGGUGGAGUCCGAUCACCGCCGGUAUGUGGGCAAGUGUUCGGAGUUUGGGAAUGGGUGCACAUGGUUGAUUCGAACUCCCUCUAAUGAGACUAACUCACGUUUGGAACCAUAUAUAUACAGUCAGUCUCACACAUAG
This is a messenger RNA of Arachis stenosperma, 993 nucleotides long. RefSeq lists its product as uncharacterized. The transcript has 2 exons. Bases 1 to 993 code for a protein of 330 amino acids. NCBI's taxonomy places the organism in Eukaryota, Viridiplantae, Streptophyta, Magnoliopsida, Fabales, Fabaceae. The record is from RefSeq and is a predicted model, not a curated record.